GAGUAUAAGAGGCUAGAAGUGCUUGCAUUUGAGAUGGAAAUGACCAUUGCUUCUCUGGAGGAGGAAUUACAGGUCACACGUGGAGAAAAAGAAGAGGCUAUUUUGAAAGCUGAAAGUUUGGCUUCCGAGUUACAUGCCUUAUCAGAAGAGUUAAACAUGACAAAUGUGGAACUGGCUGCAUUGAAGGAAGAAGUUACAUGCCUUGAAUCAAGUCUGGAGGAAUACAAGUCUCAAAAUCAGAAUUUGAAAGUAUCUGUUGAUAUGAUGAUUCAGGAAAAGGAAGAGUUGACAAUGCAACUCACUGAUGCCCUUUUGCUAACUGAGGAGGGGAAGGCAAUAUGGUCUGCAAAAGAAAAGGCUUCAAUUGUAGCCAUUGAAGAAAAGUCAAGAUUGUAUAAUGCUGAGAUUGCCUUGUUACUACAUGAAAUGUCAGCGGUUAAAAAGGAGCUGGACUUUUCUAGUAAGCAAUGCAAGUUCAUUGAGGACAGAUUGAUGCUUUCAGAGAAAGAUUUAGAGUUGGAGAAGAAAUACAGUGCAGAGAAAUCAUUGGAGAUUGAUAAGCUCAGAGAAGAUUUACUGACUUCUGAUGAUCAAAGUAAAAGGACUCAGGAGACUCUAAGUUUACAACUGGAAAAGCUUCAAAUGGAGUUAGUUAAGCUCAGGAAACAAAAAGAAGACCCGUUAGCUCAGUUGGGCGAGUUUGAUGCUAGGUCACUUCCUUCGAAAGAACUUCAGGUGGAGGAAUUGAGCGGGAGAUUGUCUAGUCUGGAAGCCAAAAUAAACAAGGAUGAAGUCAUCAACAACAAGGAAAAAGCAAAGCUCAGGAUGAGACUUCGGUAUACACAACUUAAACUGGAGGUGUGUCGAACUAGACACAAGGAGGCCUUGGAUGAGUUGGAUCUUAUGAACAAGAAGUAUGAAGCAGCAUCAACAAAAUUGAAGAAUCAAUUAGCUUCUUACGGGAUUGAAGUCCUGAACCUGAAGAAACAGCUUGCUGCUGUGAAGGAACACUGAAUGAUUCAGCUGUUCUGUUCUGUAGGAUGUUUUAGAUUGCUAAAACAUUGCUAGAAGUUGACAGUUUGAAUCAGAUUAGCUUUUUGUAUAGUGUGUAGGAAAAUUUUUUGAUUUAUCAGAUCAGAAUCAUAGGUUGUGCAUCUUUCACAACCUUAGAACUUCCUGCCCAUGUGUUAAGAGUAUUGGGUAAAAUAUCAUCACCUUCUGUUAUGAACUUCCACCUUUUUGAUU
This is a messenger RNA of Coffea eugenioides, 1245 nucleotides long. Its product is annotated as kinesin-like protein KIN-7O. The transcript is spliced from 8 exons. Lineage: Eukaryota; Viridiplantae; Streptophyta; Magnoliopsida; Gentianales; Rubiaceae. Bases 34 to 1014 code for a protein of 326 amino acids. The record is from RefSeq and is a predicted model, not a curated record.